AUGAUCGAUCCGGAUUUACCAGAGAUACCACUACCCUUGAAAAGUGUACAGCACUAUUUAAAGAUAGCUUCGAAUCAUGACCAACGAGAUCCCGUUGUUAGUCGAUUAUAUGCUCUUCAAACGGGAUUAAAGUUGUCGACCAAAACGCCAAAAGAAACAAACUUCUUGAUGAAAUUGAUGGAUUGGUUAGAAACAACUAAAAAGGAAUUGCACGACAACGAAGCUGUUACAAAUGAUAUAGCUGCUCAGGCUCAUUUGGAGAAUUGGGCGUUGAAGCUCUUUCUUUUUGCAGAUAAGAAUGACAGAGCUGGUAAUUUUGGGAAGAACGUAGUGCAAAGCUUUUUUACAGCCGGAUUACUUUACGACGUGUUGACCGUGUUUGGGGAACUCAACGAAGAGGCUACGCAAAAUAGGAAAUAUGCCAAAUGGAAGGCUGCGUACAUUCACAAUUGCAUAAAGAACAACGAAACGCCUAUUCCAGGACCCAUGCAAGAGGAUAACGAGGAUGCUGAUUUGAAUAAAAAUAUGGAAGAAGACGAGUCGGACGUUACUUCUAACCCAUCCGAUACGACGGUACACGGUGCAACGGUUAAACAAAAUAUCGACGAACGGUCUUUGGACGAUAAGGAUUCCAACAGCAUUCCAAAAACAGAAAGUAAAUUGAGGGAAAGUGGAGUUGAAUUGUCAGCGGAGGAAAUUGGCAAAGCACAGAAAUUUAUUAAAUGGGCUGGAAGUGCUUUAAAUUACGACGAUGUACCGACAGCUAUAUUGAAUCUUCGAAAGGCUUUGCAUCUUUUAACCACCGGUCAAGAACCAGAGUGA
Messenger RNA from Heterotrigona itama, 822 nucleotides. NCBI's taxonomy places the organism in Eukaryota, Metazoa, Arthropoda, Insecta, Hymenoptera, Apidae. The record is from the annotation of a GenBank genome assembly.